CCGGCUCUCCACGAUGGCAGCUCGACUUUCCUCUGCUCAGGACUAUGAGUCUCUGGUCGACCAAUAUGACACCUGGAUGUUCGACUGCGAUGGUGUCCUCUGGCAAGGCUCCAACCCUGUCGAUGGCGCGAUGGAUGUCCUUCAGAUCCUCAGACAUCGCGGAAAACGCGUCAUAUUCGUCACGAACAACGCCAGUCAGUCGCGUAAGAGCUAUAAGAAGAAGUUCGACAAGCUCGGAUUGGAGGUCCAUGUAGAUGAGAUCUACGGCUCCGCGUAUGCUUCUGCCGUGUACAUAUCAACGGUCAUGAAGCUUCCGAAGGACAAAAAGGUCUUUGUCAUCGGCAUGUCCGGAAUCGAGGAAGAGCUCACGGAAGAGGGUGUAUCGUACAUUGGAGGCACCGACCCCGCAGAUAAUACUCUUGAGCCCUUCUCGCUCUCCAACUUUACGCUAGACACCUCUGUGGGCGCCGUCCUCUGCGGCCUUGAUACGUCGAUCAACUACACAAAGCUCUCCAAAGCAUACCAGUACCUCACACGGAACCCCGUGUGCGAGUUCCUGGCGACCAACACUGAUAGCACGUAUCCUGCCGCUGGCGGCACGCUCAUCGGCGCGGGAUCCAUCAGUGCACCGCUCGCUUUUGCUGUGGGCAAGGAGCCAUUAUGCAUUGGCAAGCCAGCGAAGACGAUGCUGGAUUGCAUCCAGGCAAAGGUACACUUCGAUCCCAAGAAGACGAUCAUGGUUGGCGACCGCUUGAACACCGACAUCCUUUUUGGCCAGCAAGGAGGCCUCGCGACGUUGCUGGUGCUGACAGGCAUAACCAAGGAGAUUGAGAUUACAGGACCCAGCCCGUCGCCCAUAGUCCCUGACUACGUGACAGCCUCAAUCGGGGACCUGCGGGCUGUUGGCAAGCAGUAAAUUUAGAUAUAUUGAUUCUCUUCGGGUGUAUCAGUUAGACGUGUGGAAUACCUAG
Molecule: messenger RNA, 971 nt
Organism: Coniophora puteana RWD-64-598 SS2
Lineage: Eukaryota; Fungi; Basidiomycota; Agaricomycetes; Boletales; Coniophoraceae
Product: 2-phosphoglycolate phosphatase
Exons: 6
Coding region: 14-916 (300 amino acids)
Molecular function (GO): phosphoglycolate phosphatase activity; alkaline phosphatase activity
Source: RefSeq, a predicted model, not a curated record